This is a messenger RNA of Sycon ciliatum, 2446 nucleotides long. RefSeq lists its product as uncharacterized. The coding region runs from base 206 to 1885 and encodes 559 amino acids. The transcript is spliced from 2 exons. The record is from RefSeq and is a predicted model, not a curated record. Lineage: Eukaryota; Metazoa; Porifera; Calcarea; Leucosolenida; Sycettidae.
CGCGCUUGGUAGCUUCGCUUGUUGUAUCGUAUACACACUUCGAAGCUUUGGAUACGCGCCACGCGGGAAACGGUUGGCGAGAGGAGAUUCGAAAAAUUUGAAUUUUGUGCUUUUGUUUCAGCAGAUAUGAUUUCGCCUAGCUGGAAGAUAGCUCUCCGUUUCAACUUCUCUUAGAGUUACCUCUUUUGUUACUUGCCCCUUGACCAUGGAAGCUGUGGUGGUGAAACCAGUGAAGACGGUAGCGAAACGGGACUCGAGCAAAGCUGACAAAGAUGCUGAUGAUGACGUAUUUGACUCGGUGGAUGUUCUGAACAAAGCCAGGCUACUAUCAAUGGGAGGCGAUGAUAUGCUGCAAGGACUAGAAAGCUGGCUGAAUGAAUGCUCCACAGUAACUGGCAGAGUGGCCUCCAUUCCUGACGUAUUGCAUCCCGACAAGGCCACAACCCCAACUACCGAUCUUCUACUAUCAAUACUGGAUGGAAAGAAACAAGCAGAUGCUGCUGAUAUGGCGGGUGAUGGGAAUAUGUUUGAUGUCUAUGCACGCCUGCUCAAUAAUGCUUCCAUACCCAGUCUAAGUGGCUCCGGAGCUGGUGCAGAUUUGAACUACUCCACCAGGACUUCUCUGUCCUUGUCUUCAUAUCUGCCAAAUACUGGACCCAUGGCGGCAAGUCAGGAUCCAUUGGGGCACCAGCUGCCUUCAAUGCCCAACUAUCAGAUGGAGAGUACCCAAGUUCCCAACACACAGAUUCGGUAUGGCGUUCCAGGAUUUCUUCCCAGCAACACCCUGUCUUCUCAGCAGCAGCAGCAACGUCAGCAGCAGCAGCCAACCUUGUUGCAGAAUCGCUCUGAUCCGACACAUAAUACGAAUGAUCCUCAAGACUCUAGGUCGACAAAGGACGGUAGAACAUCACCAGGUUCUCAAGAAUCACAGUCGACAGCAUCAAACACUCAUCCCCAACAAGAGUUUUCUGAACUGGCAGAGAACCAGAAAGAUCUUUUCGAAGAGUUGAUGUCAGAGGCAGGUACUAUACCAGCCGAGCCCCACCAACACUACCCUUGGGUACAGCUACCUGGAGAGGGCAACCCUAAUCUGUAUCCACUAGUUGGAGUUAAGCCCGCGCCCACACUACCGCUACCCAGCAUGCAUUAUUCACCAUAUGGCUUGCCACCGGCGAUGGCCUCAUCAGCAGAGCAAGCAAUGUCACAGGUUCCCUUACAGCAGCAGGAUCGGCCGCCACACCCUAUCGCCUACUCGUCGCCUUACUCCAGGCUGCCAGCUCCUCCAUUAGCAUACAUGCCGUCCGCCUACCAUCAUCCCAUGUACCACCACCACCCGCAUCCGUACAUGCCACCAAAUUACCCACCAAUGGCAGCGCAGCAUCAAGCUGCUGCUGCAGCGGCUCUGAUGGCACAAGCUGCUGCUUUGGCCCAAGGCUCAUAUCUCCCUGCACCAGUGCAUCAUCCGUUUUCCGGAUUUGCGUCAGCGAAAGCACCCACGCCUGCAGAGUAUGAGAAAGCAGUGAAAGAGCACCUGCAGCGCAUCAAGUUAAGCCCCCAUCGUCCACCCACUACCAUGAGUCGAGCGUUAUCGAUGAAAGCCUCGAUUAGCAAGAAGAUUAAGCCUACCAUCAAGCGCGCAUCGUCGCAGAAAGCAGCCAACCGCUAUAUUGUGCCCGAAGCUGCUGCCGAAAAAUCCACCUUGAUGUACACACCAACAUCAGUAGUUGCAGCACUUGAGUCAACAACAGUGGAUAGCGUCACGAGUACGAAUGCAAAUGCAGCAUCUGCAACCGUGACAACUCCAAUAGCCAGUAAAACAGCAAUCAGUCGUCACAAGAAAUUGCUCCGACCAGCGAAAAGGUUCAUGCAGAAUUUGCGCUCCUAGACUCUAUUGACCAGCUUGCAACAACUGCUGAAAUCUGUUGCCGUGACAACAGCUCCGUAAAUGAUUAUGACCUAUUUUCAAUAUUCCAUUCACUUGCUUCUUCAAACCAUCACAAACACACGGUUCCAUCACUUCAAAUGAUUUUUCACAGAACACAUCUUGUCCUUGCUUUAGUAUUUAUACUUAUUUAGUUUUGAACCCCAUGGCCGGCCACGCCAGGUCCCGAGUCAUAUGCUGCCGACGUAUGUUUAUUUUUUUAACUAUCCAAUUUAACUCUAACAGUGAAAUGUGAAGAAUAAUGUUCUCUUGUCUUCAGCCUGAUUUUUUCCCUCCUGCAACUGAUAGCUACCGUGCUGUGUAGCGGCAUCAGUGUAGUUUUAAACUCUUACUACAAUGUAUAUCUACACGGCUAGUUUUUCUAUCAGUAUUCUCAAUACGAACUUAGAAGAACCAACUUCAGUAUUCUCAUUAUUUUCUUGUUUAUAGUGAACACUUGAAACGAGCAAUUUCAUCUAAUGCUCCUUGCAUUUGAAACCUGAAAGGAGACGUGGGUUGAUUGUA